AUGUUAAUGAAAAACUGUCAAGUAUGCAAGAGGUCAUUUUCAAAUGGGAGUGCUCUAAGAGGGCACAUGAUGUCUCAUACUCUGAAACGUUCUGCACCAAACGCAGGAUCAGCGAGUGGGUCGACCCUUCCAUCGCUAGAGACAUCCAACAAAGUAGGAGCAAACUUUAAACCUCAUGAAACGGUUUUGAUUAGAUCUAACCACACCAGCAAAGUUGGGGAACCAGAUCGAAAGAGACAAGAAGGUGGACAGGAAAUAAAUGGCAAGAGAAAGACCAUCGCGGAGGAGGCUGUUGAAGAGGCUGGUUUAGUUCUCGUAGCAAUGUCCAAGGGACAGAGGCCAGAAAAUUCUCAGAACUGGAAUGCUAUUGAUCGUUUCUUGGCAGCUCCAAACGGUAAAGAAGAAUAUCAUGAAACAGAUUUAGAUUCUGAUGAUGAUGAUGAUGAUGAUGAUAAUAAAGACGUCAAAUAUAAGUCUGUUGCUGAGCUUCUCGCUCAAAACAUGGAAACCAUAACCGAAGACAGCGAUGAAGGUGUGGAUAGUGAUGCUGAUGGUGAAACAUAUUUGGUUGCGAGAGAGAAAAAGUGUAAGAAAACAUUUACAUGUGAUAUAUGUGGAAAAGUUUUAGGUUCGUGUCAGGCAUUAGGUGGUCAUCGAGCGAGCAAUAAGUGCAAACGGUUGAAGGUUUGCGACAAGAAUGAUCAAGACCGACGUUACAUAUGUGGAUUCUGUGGCAGAGCAUUUGAAUCUGGUCAAGCACUUGGUGGUCACACAAAGUGUCAUUUCUUCUAA
This is a messenger RNA of Raphanus sativus (radish), 792 nucleotides long. Its product is annotated as zinc finger protein ZAT1-like. The transcript has 2 exons. Gene Ontology annotation, biological process: regulation of DNA-templated transcription. NCBI's taxonomy places the organism in Eukaryota, Viridiplantae, Streptophyta, Magnoliopsida, Brassicales, Brassicaceae. The record is from RefSeq and is a predicted model, not a curated record. The coding region runs from base 1 to 792 and encodes 263 amino acids.